Messenger RNA from Cladocopium goreaui, 480 nucleotides. The record is from the annotation of a GenBank genome assembly. NCBI's taxonomy places the organism in Eukaryota, Dinophyceae, Suessiales, Symbiodiniaceae.
AUGGCGACGUCCAGUGGUACUGCCACGACCACGGUGGCCUUGAAGAGCAGCCCGGACUUCAACCGCCCGGUGACACUGCAGAUGGGCGCUGAAGCACCAGCAGCAAGCCCACACAAGUCGGUUAUGGAAAUGGAUCAGUUCUUUAAGCGGUACUAUGGGGAGCCUGCGGUAAGCCCACACAGCAGCAAGUUCAAGCCGGAUCCAAAGGCGUGGUAUCAACACACCUUGGUCGUGAAGGUUCCCGACAACGAUUCCAAAAAGAAGGUCCACGAGCUCUCCAGCGUUGAGACACGGCGCAGAACACGACUCUUCCGCCGCGAUGCGAGCCAUCUGUGCGAUGGCAGCCAUGACGAGUUGACGUUGAUAAAAGAAAACAUACAUUGUGGUAAACCCAAGAAUGAACGGGGAAUCAUGGGAUGGUCGCAGGGAUCAUUAUUGGGAUAUCUAUUGGGAUUUUUGACUCACUUUCACAGGAAGUAG